AUGGCGGCCAAAUACGAGCGUCUACCCACCUCCGACCGCUCAGCACGCUCGCGCUCCUCAUCGCCCCUAUCCUCUACAUACACGCUCACCAACGAAGACGCCGACGUCGAAUACGACGCACCCCUCAGCCCACGAAACAGGGAAACCCGCGAAUGCAUCAGGGCCUUCCACGCCGACCCGCGCUUCCACCAGCCAACACCCUCGCCAUGGGCCCGCGCUGCCCUCCUAUUCACCCUGUUCUUCCUGUUCUGGCUGGCGUGGAAGAUGAGGCUGGCUAUCUUUGUUGAUUUCGGGUUGGGGUCGGACGCUCAGACGACGGAGCAGGUGGAUCUGAGUUAUUGA
Messenger RNA from Coprinopsis cinerea okayama7#130, 342 nucleotides. RefSeq lists its product as hypothetical. The record is from RefSeq and is a predicted model, not a curated record. The transcript has a single exon. Lineage: Eukaryota; Fungi; Basidiomycota; Agaricomycetes; Agaricales; Psathyrellaceae. Bases 1 to 342 code for a protein of 113 amino acids.